AAAUGCAGCAUUCCUGAAGGUUUUUGUCUCCCCUUGCCUGUUCUCCUUACGCGGUGUCAGCAUUCUUCACCUUCUACUCUCUUGAGUCUUCUUGAGAUCUGUAAAGAAGCCCAUUUGAACUGAGCAUCUUUCUAUCGAUCCACUGGUACAUCUUUCCUCGUAUAUCUCACCAUUGCAUAUCACUAUUCUUGCGCGCGAUCAACUUGAGCAACUUUUAAUUCGCAUCCGGUACUCCCCCACAUCCCGAUAUACAGACUAAAUCAUCACUCCAUCGCAGUCAACCUCAUCGAGCGCAAUAAAGACGCCCUCUAGCUAAAGAAAUCCUCGAGUCGCAAGGCAUUUAAUUCAGCUGCACAUCUCAAACAUCAAGCUUUCCUUCUUGUUAUCAGUCUAGUCCAACCCGUCAUGACAGCUAGCGAGCCAGUAUCUCCUCCCAGGCAACGUAAGACUGAGCCUGCCAGACCAUCUGAUCAAGAACCCCGCACCCGCCCUCCCAAAGGCCGAAACUCGGGCGCUCGCGAUGAAAUUGAAGAUCCAAAGAAGAUAGGACCUUGGAAGAUUGGAAGAAUCAUUGGAAAAGGCUCGUCUGGAAGGGUGAAGAUUGCCAAGCAUCGCGUUACUGGGCAGUAUGCGGCGGUUAAGAUUGUUCCGAAGCAUAUGUUACUCAGUAGCCGGAUGAGUGUCAACGAAGCAGGAGCGAAAGCUGACAAGAUGCUCCUCGGAAUUGAGCGAGAAAUUGUGAUCAUGAAACUGAUUGAGCAUCCUAACGUUAUGCGUCUCUAUGAUGUUUGGGAGACUGGAAGUGAACUAUAUCUUAUCAUGGAAUUUGUCGAGGGCGGUGAGCUCUUCGACUACUUGGUCAAUCGGGGCAAGCUUCAUGAAGACGAAGCUCUUCAUUACUUUCAGCAAAUCAUUUGUGGUGUUGACUAUUGUCACCGAUUCAACAUAUGUCAUCGAGACCUGAAGCCCGAGAAUCUGCUUCUAGAUAAUCAGCGUAACAUCAAGAUCGCAGACUUUGGGAUGGCCGCGCUCGAAGCUUCAGAUAAACUACUCGAAACUUCAUGCGGUUCUCCACACUACGCGUCUCCUGAGAUCGUGUCGGGCUUGACAUAUCACGGUUCAUCAUCUGACAUCUGGUCUUGUGGUGUGAUCUUAUUCGCGCUGCUUAUAGGCCGAUUGCCUUUUGACGACGAAAACGUCGGCUUGUUGCUUAACAAAGUGCGCGUUGGGAAAUUUUACAUGCCCCCUGAACUCAGCCGUGACGCCCAAUCCUUGAUCCGAGGUAUGCUGACGGUGAACCCCGAGAGAAGAAUGACUAUGGACGAGAUUAAAUCUCAUCCAUGGUUCACUCGGCUCGCUCCUCGACCUCAGCCUGAUUAUAUCGCCCCUCCGACUCCUGAUCAGAUCACCAAAGCAGUUGGUACAGCCAGCGAGCUGGACUAUGAUAUCGUCUCCAAUUUACAGACUUUGUGGUUUGGGGCUAGCGAAGAAUCAAUCGUCAAAGCUUUGAUCUCAGACGAGUUGAGUGACUUUAUCGAUAUCCCUCUACUAUCUCCUUUCUCAGAUUCGCGUACUGACACUCUUAAUCAUCACAGGAAAUGCUGGGAGAAAGUAUUUUAUUUCCUCCUGGCGAAAUAUCGACAACGGCAUCUUGAAAACUUCAAUGAUGAAGAUUCCCCCGAACCAACUGCCGUCAAGGAGAAACCUCCCAAGCCGAAGACUAAACGUCCGCCCCGUGAGCACGUCGUGAAGACCGGCGCUGUCAGGAGUAGAUCUCGCCAGUCAAUUGUGAGUCUCACUCGGCGAGCCGCACAUCAGGGGAAUACGGCUCCAAGUCCGAAGGAGAGUGUCUCUGGAAGCCCUAGACACGUGGUUACUCGUCCCGCCCCAGCGGCACCCAAAAUGACACCCCGAAUCAUUGAAGAAGAGGCUGAUGUUUCCCCUAGCGGAUCGGAAACUCCUCGCAAACCCAAUCAAGCCAGCGAUACUGCCAGCUAUCCAUUGGCUUCAAAAUCAUCUAGGCCUCUUCCUCAACCUCCUCAAAAGCCUCUUCAGAGUGGCGCUGACGUAGACGCUGUGUAUCUUGCCAACACUACAACUCCUGCUCGAGGAACCGCUCAUCCUAGGGUAGGAGCAGUACCCCAAAUUCUCCUUCAAGAAGCCACUCCAUCUCCAGCGCCGAGGGCGCGUGCAUCAAUUAUCAAAAGAACAGAAGCUGUUGAAGCCACCACCCCUCCAUCACCAUCCCCAAAGUCACCCAGAUCACCAACCCCGUCAAUCAAGAUACCUCAAACGGGCGAUGCGGCAAUGCAAAGAUUCUUCCAUGAUAUUGUUGAUCAACUCCAGACGAUGUCCAUGCGCUCACCUAACUUACAUGAGGGAGCCUUGGGUGGUUCUGCACCGAACUCUCCCUACGCAGAGAGUCCAAAUUCUGAACAGGGUGACAAUCAAUUCGAAGACGCCUAUGAAGACGAAGACGAAGACGAAGAGGGUCACGAUCAAGCUAGAAGCAAUCUCUCUGGUUCAUACAGCGCAGAGUCUCAGCGUAAUUCAGAUGGAACCGCUUCCUCUGAGUUUGUACUUGUUGCGGACCCAUCGAUUGUGCCGACGGUCUCUGGUAAAAAAUCCAAACCUAAACCACUUUCGAUUCUCAGACCCUCCAGGAAUUCAAACUCUCGGGCUCAAACUAGAUCAUUAGCUAAGCAGCAAGUCAAGGCCCAAUUGCUUUCUCACAAGAGCUCUCAAGAGAUGGGUUAUAGCGAUCAUUCCUCUACACGGAGAGUCUCCUCACAAGGCUCUGGUAGUCGGAUUGUUGGUACAAAUGAUAAGGAAAACUUGCGUACAUCCAUGCCUGGCGAUGGUUCAACAGGCUCUUGGGGGAAUAAAGGAAAAGGUAGAGAAAUGCCCGGUCUAGCGAUCCAGUCGCCUCCUGUGGACAUGCCUGGCGCGUUUGAAACAACCAAUCCGAAUUCGAGAAAGAGCAGGAAGUCCUUUCGAAGAGGCAAGGAUUCUCUGUCACCUGGCCCCCCCUCACCGCUUUCCCCUGCCUCAUCGGUCUUCACCGAUGAGGGGAAUCCAUCCAGCCCCAGGGUAUCAUGGUUUGCUAAUCUGUUUUCUUGGAAAGCUGUGACUUAUCAAUUGAUGUCAGUUGAUAAUUGCACGGCUACGCGUGUUGAAGCGAGAAGGGUCUUAGAACAGCUCAGCUGUGUGAUUGCUGUUGAGAAUUCUGACGGUGCUGCGGUGCUGCGAUGUCGAUAUGAAGAUCGAUCGGGAGGGACUGCUCGCUCUUCGGUGAAAUUUAAAGUCGAAUUUGUUUCCCAAAGUCCAAGUGGAAGUGGGACUCCCACUGGCAUUGUCUCACCAAAGGUUGAAGCCCAGCUCAGAAAUGGCUAUGCUACAGCUAUGACACUUUCACUCGAAAAGGGAAAUGCAGCCACUUUCAAACUGGUUUGCAACGGACUUCGGAGGUUAUGGGAGUUGGAUAUUCCCAACACCCAGCCGGUUGGUCUAGGUGUCCAUAUGAUUCCUACUCCGAUUCACUCACCCGUUGUUUGAUUCAAAAAGAACACCCUAUGUGUCACUUCUGGUCGAUGAUGUACUCAUACUGUACAAAGCAAUCGAAGACGUCUCGCAAGAGAUAAGUGCAAAAACAUUACAAUUAUUACAAACUUAUUUCCUGCUAUCUUCCUUAAUUACUCCUGAAUCUAUUCAAUUCCUGGGUGAUGAUUCUUGUGUCUGUUUAAUAUCUUUCUGAUUCAUACCAAUCUUUUCUGUUAUGAUUCAAUUUCGGACGUUUCUCUUUCUUUAUCUCUCUUAUUCACUUUUAUGUAUCAUAACAUUAAUAUGAGGACCCAACAACGUAAAUUUUUAUCCUUCAAUCUUUGCCAAUAAUUUGAACUUAUUUUUCGACCCC
Molecule: messenger RNA, 3913 nt
Organism: Melampsora larici-populina 98AG31
Lineage: Eukaryota; Fungi; Basidiomycota; Pucciniomycetes; Pucciniales; Melampsoraceae
Exons: 8
Coding region: 406-3555 (1049 amino acids)
Biological process (GO): intracellular signal transduction; microtubule cytoskeleton organization; protein phosphorylation
Cellular component (GO): cytoplasm
Molecular function (GO): tau-protein kinase activity; ATP binding; protein serine/threonine kinase activity
Source: RefSeq, a predicted model, not a curated record